GCCGGCCGCCCCCGCAGGCGUGGGGCGUGCGCUCUCCGAGACCUUCUCCCUGGGCCUCGGAGGGGCGUCUGCUCCCGUCGGUGCCCUUUCCUGGCGGUUUUGCGGCAGCCGUGCUGGACCGAACGUGGAACAGGCGAGAUGAUCGACCCGCAGGCGCUGCUCGCCCCAGGCUUGGCGAGGCCCGCCAGCUCGCACGCCGCCGUGCCGUGCGUCGCGGAGCAGAGGCUUGGCAGCGCUGACGCAAGGACGAGCUCGAGGCGGUCUUCGGAGCCGGGGGUGACGCUGCUUCAGGGCGCGAGAGCGGGCUCGAGGAACAGCAUGGCGCGCCUGCCCGACGAGCCCACGGACGCUUGGGCGGUCAAGGCUGGGCCUGGGGCUGCCUAUAGGGGCGCGAUGUUGGGGCGGCUGUGGCCCUGCCGGGGCGGGCCCGGGGUGAAGAAGCGCCCGCAGCGGCAGGGCGGCCGCUGCCUGGCGCAGCUGCUCGCCGCCCUCCGCGGCCGGCGAUGGCUGCGCGUGUCCUCUGCGUGCGCGGGUUCCGUGGCGCGCGUGGUGGCGGCAGAUCAGGGCGGCGACUGGAGCGUCUUCUGCCCCUGCUGCAAGCGCCCGCUGGCGCUGCGGCUGCAGAGGCUGAGGUGCACGCUCGGCUGCGGCGGCCGGCGCCCGGCGUCUGCCGCGAGGUUCGCGUACGUGGCGGUGCUCUGGGGCUCCGACCCGGACUACGUCCUCGGCGCGAUGGUGCUCGCGCGCUCGCUGCGGGCGAGCGGCACCGCCCAUGACCUCGUGCUGCUGCACACGGCGGCCGUGCCCGAGGCGGCGGCGGCGCUCCUGCGCCGGGCUGGCUGGCAGACCCGCGAGGUGGAGACCGUGAGGGCCACGGACGCCCUGUCUUCGAACGCGUGCCCGCGCUUCGUGGAGGUGUUCACGAAGCUGCACGCGCUCGGCCUGGUGGAGUACGACAAGGUGCUCCUCGUGGACGUGGACACCGUGGUGACCGGCAGCACAUGGACGCACUCUUUGAGUUGCGCGCGCCCGCAGCCAUGGCGCGAGGCCCCUGCUCCCGGUACCGCCACGGAGAGGCGAUAG
Messenger RNA from Prorocentrum cordatum, 1083 nucleotides. NCBI's taxonomy places the organism in Eukaryota, Dinophyceae, Prorocentrales, Prorocentraceae. The record is from the annotation of a GenBank genome assembly.